AAAGCCCUCUACCGAGAAAGAGACUGGCAGCUUAUCCGGAUGGCUAUUUAACUGCACAGAGUCCCCGCCAGUUCACCUUUCAGAUGUGUGUUCUCUGAUGCGAUAAACGGAUAAUCCCACAUUUUCCCGGAGUCAGAGAGAAGAGGCGCUGAAGCUCAAAAUGAAAUACAAAAACUUGAUGGCAAAGGCGCUGUACGACAAUGUGCCCGAGUCACCCGAGGAGCUGGCCUUUCGGAAAGGGGACAUCCUGACCGUCAUUGAGCAGAACACAGGUGGUCUGGAGGGCUGGUGGCUCUGCUCUCUGCACGGACGCCAAGGAAUUGCACCCGGCAAUCGCUUGAAGCUACUGAUUGGGCCCAUGUUCGAGGCUCAGUCCCAGGCUGCCGCUGCCGCCACCACCGCCCAAUCCCCAACUCAGAGCUCGGCCUACCAGCAGAAGGCAGCAGCGUCCCAGGGGCUGUACCAAGUACCCCAGUCUCUUCAGAGCCCACAGGGGCAGCAAGGAAUUUACCAGGUCCCGCCUGGGCAGGAGGUCUACCAAGUGCCCCAGAGAAACGCUCUUGCUAUUGAUAGCCCAUCGAGUAAGGUGGUGACCCCGACCAGAGCGGGACAGUCCUAUACCUACACCCCAGGCCAACACAACCAACAGGACCUCUAUGACGUCCCACCCAGCAGAGCACAAGGGGUGUAUGAUAUUCCAGCUGGUAAAAUGAUGGGAUCGCCUUACCCUGGACAUCACGGCAGCCCCCGGUGCCAAGGGGUUUAUGACGUACCGCCAUCUCAGAUGGACCCCAGGACACAAGGGGUGUACGACGUACCUCCUUCUACACAAGGGGUGUACUCUGUCCCGCCUUGCAGAGCCAACCCUGCUGUCCAUGAGGGCAACUAUGACUUCCCCCAGCCAAGCAAACACAAACAGGAGGGCAUCUAUGACGUACCACCGCCCACUCACACCAAGCCUGCACCAAGCCCCGAAUCCAACUAUGACUUUCCCCCCAGCUCAGAGCCCUCUGCUCAUCACCACCACCCUAUUCCUAGUGACAACGAAGGCAUUUACGACGUGCCUCCGCCCGCCCUUCAGUCAGGGGCAGGUUCUCACAGUGAUCUCUACGACAUCCCCCGGGGCAUGCAGCCCUCCCAGCACAGAGCCUUGCCUGCUGACAGAGACAGAAACAAGGGUGUGUACGACAUCCCCCCCCUGGAAGCCCGUGCUAUAGCGGACGUGACUGACAGUGUGAAUCGUCUGUCGUUCUCCAGCACGGGCAGCACACGCAGCAGCAUGUCCACCUCCUCCUCCUCCACGGGCUCCAGCGCCGAGGGCCGCCUCGCCCUGGACCUUGACACCGCUGUCCAGAGGCUUUACCGCCUCCAGCAGACGGUGGAGGCCUCGGUAGGGGCCCUGCAGACCCUGGUAGCCUCCCCACACUGGAGAACGUACCCCUUCAUGGACCGCCACACCAACGACAUCCGCACAGUACUGGACAGGGUGCGGGCUGCCCUGGCAGACUUCCUGGUGUUUGGAAGGGGCGCUGCCGCCAAUGCCACGGCUCUGUCAGACCCGAGCCUCCACAGUAAGCUGAGAAGGCAGCUGGGACGGCUGGAGGACUCCCAACAGAUCCUGCUACAGACGUACCAGGCCUUGGAGAACUGUGGCUGGGCCCCUAAUGUUCUGGCCUCCUCGGGCUCAGCCAAACACCACAACAAGAGCGACGACCUGGAUCGCUUUGUCAUGGUGUCCAGGACUGUGCCAGAUGACACUAAGCAACUGGCCUCAACAGUAGGCAGUAACGCUGAACUGCUAUUCAGGCGGGCACCCAUGGACGGGUCCUUCUCCAGAGGAGGCACGCCUGAUGAAAACCCGCUAACCUCCCCGUCUUCAGAUGACAGCUAUGGCGGUCAGACCAAGCCCUUCCCUGUACCGUCCAGCCAAGAUAAAGACAACAUGAACCACAGUGAAAAGUGUGUUAAGAGCUGGAUGGAGGACUACGACUACGUCCACCUGCAAGGUAAGGAGGACUUUGAACGUCAGCAGAAAGAGCUUUUGGAGAAGGAAAACAUUAUCAAGCAGAGCAAAGUUCAGCUGGGACAGGAACAGAUUAACCAGUUUAAGAAGUUGGAGCAGGAGGUCAUCAAACCGGUGGAGAAUGACAUCACACAGUGGAUCUCCCACCAACACUUGGCCGGAACCUCUUCCUCCCCCUCAGACUCCUCCUCUUCCCCCUCCCCCUCCCUGGGUGGAGGCGGGGCCCAUUUGUGUGGGCGGGACCGGCAGCUGUUGGGUUUCUACUCCGAGCAGUGCGAGCAGCACUUUGUCACGCUCCUCAACGCUGUGGACGCCUUCUUCAGCUGCGUCGGUGCCGGGCAGCCCCCGCGCAUCUUCGUGGCACACAGCAAGUUCGUCAUCCUCAGUGCCCACAAACUUGUCUUCAUUGGAGACACCCUGUCCAGGCAAGCGGCCACAUCAGAGGUGGCCAACAGGGUCAUGAACUCCAGCAAUGUGUUAUGUGACUUGCUAAAAACUGUCGUUGGCUCAACCAAGACGGCCGCUCUGAACUACCCCAACACUGCUGCCGUCCAGGAAAUGGUGGACAGAGUCACUGAUCUCUCACACCAGGCACAGCAGUUCAAAGAGCAGUUACGGCAAAUGGCCGCUUUGUGACUUUCAGUCAUGACCUGAAUAACCCAUCGGGUCCUAUCUAUUUCACCACCUGUGACACCUGUGUGUACAUUUAUCUAUUAUAUAUAUAUACAUAUAUAUGUGUAUGUAUAUAUAUAUGUAUUGCUUUUCAUUAAUCUUAAAGUGUUUUUGGAUGUUGUAAAUAGACUUUUUUUUCUGUUCUGUAAAUAUUUGCUCUAUUUUUGUGUAGAUUGUUUUAUAUGAUUAUAGGAUGAAUGCAUAGAUGCAGUAUCCGUGUCUCUGUUGGAGGGCUUGGACAUAUUUUCAUAACAUUCCCGUUGCAUAUUACUGAGCACCUUAUGAGAUGUCCUACUUUUCAUUUUCACCCGUAGAAAGUUGUUGAUGCACCCCUACUGCUGGAUGUGACAGUAGAUCUCUGUGUAAAUCAUUUGAUGUCAGUUUUACUCUUUCCCCGCGGGGGAUGGGGCUCUCCACAGACAAAGUAAAGGAUUGUUCUUGACCAUAUGGCUGUGCCUCUUGGUGUUUUUUGAAGUGAGAGAUUGCUUCCAAUGAACAAGAAGGAUGCUUUUCAAAGCGGUAACAUGAUGAGGACAUCAAUCAGCUCCGACAGUUAUUUUCAACCCGGUCUUUGGGUGCCACCAGUUUUGCUGGUUUGCUAUUCUGCCAGGUAGAUCAUUGCAUUCAGCAUUUUUGCUACGUCUAAAAACUCACUGAAUAGAUGGCUGGAAUAACCAUGCAUGGUUUUAUUGUUGAAUUUUAUCUUGUGAACUUAUGUGGGACACUUUCAAUUAAUUUCUGAAUUUCUGAAGUGUUAGUUGUACCUUUAUGAACUUGAGAGAGGGUGGGUUAAAGUUUCGGCUGAAAGGAUUUAACAGUUAGCAGUAUAGGGCUUGCUGAAAGGUGACCAUGAUGUCCAACAAACUCUUCAUGCUGCCUCGUAACAAAGUGCAGGAAGUGAGUAUGCAGGAGAAUGUGGUCCACGUGCCCUCUGGAUCUUAGUCUGAAAACCAUGUCUCCAGUGUUACCCUAACAAAAACAAAGCAUAUUUUUUAUUCAGAGUACUAAACUGAUUAACCAUUUAGAAUGGCAGGGCGUCUUGUGCAACAGACCCUUGGGAAAGUAAAUUGAGGUUUGGGUGUGCACUGCAAACUGGCAGUAACACACAAUUCAAAAUGGCCAUUGUUUUCCUUUUUCUUUCCCCUCCUACUUGCCUGCCCCUGUUUCCUCUCUUUCAUUAUAAUCUGACUGAAAUAUCGUCUCUCCCUGCGGAGAAGCUGCUCUAUAGAUAGAUGGGACUGGGUGAAGAAGAAAUGCCCAUGACCACAAGGAGACGUCCACCCCCCAUCAGCCCCCAAUCGGAAAAACUCAUUAAAAAUCCACUGAGCACACAUGCAGGCUGGCACUUAUAAGCAAUCUAACUGUUUUUAUUAUCUACUGCAUUCCUUCCAGCGCUCUCCUGGGAGAUGAGAGAGAAAGGAAUCUGCAUUGGAAUGACUUUUAAUGGGGCGCUCAUUUAACCCAAGUUGCAGCUAGACAUAGUAAAUCAGCAGAUGUCUCACUCAGAUUCCAGACAAUGCUGAGAAGAAUCUCUCUCAGAUUUAUCUCCCUGCUAAUAACAGAAACUGAGCAACCUGUGACUCCAAACAAGCGAGAGAAAUGGCCCUUGGGCUGGAGUUAUUGCAUGCAACCUGGGGAGAGCUUGAUGAAUCAAUGAGCUAUUUAAAGGCUGGCAGCAACAUCCACCAAGAAACAGACGAAUGGUCCUGGACUCAUCAGUGGAGCAAAACAGCAGCAAAAGCUUCUGUCUCUCACACAGGGCAGCAUCCCAAAUAUCUCAUAAAUGUCUGCCUCUGGUUUACGUCAGCCCCAUGCUAGAAACAGUCAAGCGAGGUGCCAUAAAAGCAGAAAGUUUAAAGUUGUUUUUAACUUUUCCUUUUUGCCUCCGUUCCCUGGAGCAGUCUCGAAUCUCCACAGGAAGAUGCUGUCUAGUCAAGGCAAGAAACACCAAACAGGUGUGGGACUGCCUGGAUGGAAAUUUACAGUGAUAUACAAGAGGAGCUGUUCAACAGCCAUUAAAAAGUCAGCUGUUGGCCAGUCUGUCAAGUGAACAAACACCAAAGGGUCAUUUCAGAGCGAACGUGGUGCAAUACCUUUAACCUGAGCACAGGAGUGGAAGAGAGAUCCUGGUUCUCACUAUAUAUAGAGUCACAAGAGCAGUGGAGAGUCGAUGUCAUUUCCUUGGCUUACCACAGCCAUUUCCUGUGAAGUAUUUGCAGGCUGAGAAAUUACAGCUUCUGAGCUCAACAGGGCCUCCUCUCUUAAAAUGGCCCCAUCUGCACACAGUAGCUCUUGAAAUGUACUCAGUCAGAUCUGAGUGCAUCACAUUUAUUUCUACACAACUAAUGUGUUACUGGUAUAAAACUGCCAAUCUGAAUUUCUUCUGAAAAGGAAAUCAACUAGAAAUAAUAAAUUUGAAAAGAGCUGGUAGUUGCAUUAAAACAAAUGCAUGCAUGUGCACCCCCCCCCAAGUCUUGUGAAGGCUAAAAGCAGGUACUACAGUACCUUACAAUUAAAAAGAAAACUGCAAGGCCCUUGUAGUUUCAAUUCAAAUAAAAAUGCUAAAUAUACUUACUGUUCUUACUGUUGUUCUAUUUUUCAUAGAAUUCUAUUUUAAAAACCAUGAGUCAACCUGUGAUUUGUUGCAUUACACUGUAGCAAACAAAACAAUAUAGCCAACAGUCAAAUAUAUUUGUGGCGUUCCAAAGUCCUUGAAGGAAACCAGUGCAAAUACCAUACAGAGCGUGUUUACAUGAAGGCUAUUGGUGUGCUCAUAAAAUGAUAAACAUAAUACUUUGACUCUACAAUGUUUACUCAAUGUUAUGAUCUGAUCAUCUUUAUGGAGGUCAUGUCAAAACUGGGUCAAGCGCAACACAAUUAAAGCACCUUAAUUUGUAGAUGUGACCAAAACUCAGGUCCCUUAUUGUGAGGCAAUGGUUAGCAACUUUGCACCAACCUAUUCUUUAUACAUCUCCAAAUUUUGUGAUUCAUUGGUUUUGUGACGCCAGUUCCCCUAAAACAAUAGGAAAAUAGCUGCGGUCAAAUUUCUGAAGAGACUUCAGAAGCAUGUUUGUUUGAAAGGGGGCAAACUAAACCAAACUUUUUUAACGCGAGGCCAUAUUAAAAUGAAUAAUCCCUAAUGAGAAAUUAGUUGUUAUGUUGUCUUUUAUUCAAAUUUCCCUCCAACGUAGUUCUGUAGGAGUUCAACUAUGUUCAGCCACUAAAGCCAUCAACCAACAAUACUUAACCAUCUGUCUCUACUCCCAGCAUAAUUACCAUCACAUACUUUCAGUCUCAAGUCUGAGCAUGGUAAUUCUUACAUCCCCAGAAAGAAGAAAUGAGAAAUGAUUGCUUAAAAUUGUCAUCUGUUUUUUUUAAUCCUAUUCUAAUCAGACUUAAGGAUAGAUUUAAUCAAAGAAAUGCCAUAUGUAAAUUUUUAAUUUUUGGUUAAGUUUUUCUUCAAAACGAGGCCAGGCAAUUUUACUUGAGUGCUAUACUGCCAUCUUGUGUUCACACUUUUAAUUAAAUAAAAUCAGACACCACCGGUCUCUUACUAUUACUACUACUUCUUUCGGCUGCUCCCGUUAGGUGUCGCCACAGCGGAUCAUCCGUUUCCAUCUCUUCCUGUCUUCUGCAUCUUCCUCUGUCACACCAGCCACCUGCAUGUCCUCCCUCACCACAUCCAUAACCUCCUCUUUGGCCUUCCUCUUUUCCUCUUCCCUGGCAGCUCCAUAUUCAGCAUCCUUCUCCCAGUAUACCUGAUUUUGAUUAAAACUUGGGAGAAUAGCGCAUCUUGAUAUUAUCCAGGCAUUUACAAAAUAACAGUGAUUGGAAUUUUGGCCUUCAUUUUAAUUAGUGGCAAGAAUUCGAGUUCUGUCAUAACAGAAACAUUUUCAUACAGGUAAAUUUAAGCUAAAAAAAAUAAAUCCCAUAGUUAUGUUUUUGCCUGCAGAAUGUCUCUCUUAAAUAUGGCUCCUUUCCAAUGUAGAGCCAUUAGAGACGUACCGGAACCAAAUCAAUAUGAAAAAUUGUUUUUGUGGAAAAUAUUGCUUACUUUCUAAAGCUCUGUUGAUAAGAUGUGUGAUAAAAUGUAGGUCACUGAAAUUUAUAUGUGGUUAAAUUGUGUCAUAUGAAUAAUAAUUGAGCCCUGGUCAGCACUGUUUCAUGCUGUAAUAGGAACCAGGCUAUUGAUGACUAUUCACAGGGAUCUGAGGCUAUGUAACAUACAACAGUGCAUGCAAUCUUACACACACAAUGUUACAGACAGAUGCGACAGCAUAUUGGGGCCAUCGUAGGUUAAAAAAUAUAAAAGGAAAUUAUGGAGCCGAGGACGGGUGGAAAUAUUCCGAGAAAAAACUCAGAAUUUCUGAUACUAAAGUCACAAAUUUACGAAAGAAAAACUUUUCUUUUUUGUUGUUGUCAAGGAACCAUAUCGCUUCACUUUGCAAGGUUGGAUCAACCUCAUCACACCACAGAUGCCGCCGCUUGUUAUGCAUUAUGCCUGCAGUGGAUGACCUAAUCAAAUUAUACUUUGCAAUCUGAUUUAGCAAUAUGGAAAUACUUGUGAUUAUAGCCCAGAAUUGCCAAUUAUCAUAAGCAUCCGGACUUUGUAGAGACUGUAAUGUUCAGUUAUGUAAUAAAUCAAGCU
Molecule: messenger RNA, 7343 nt
Organism: Lampris incognitus (smalleye Pacific opah)
Lineage: Eukaryota; Metazoa; Chordata; Actinopteri; Lampriformes; Lampridae
Gene: nedd9
Product: neural precursor cell expressed, developmentally down-regulated 9
Exons: 7
Coding region: 161-2659 (832 amino acids)
Biological process (GO): cell surface receptor protein tyrosine kinase signaling pathway; cell migration
Cellular component (GO): cytoplasm; plasma membrane
Molecular function (GO): protein binding
Source: RefSeq, a predicted model, not a curated record